Molecule: messenger RNA, 2076 nt
Organism: Phoenix dactylifera (date palm)
Lineage: Eukaryota; Viridiplantae; Streptophyta; Magnoliopsida; Arecales; Arecaceae
Product: protein OSB1, mitochondrial-like
Biological process (GO): mitochondrial DNA replication; positive regulation of helicase activity
Cellular component (GO): mitochondrial nucleoid
Molecular function (GO): single-stranded DNA binding
Source: RefSeq, a predicted model, not a curated record
AGCGUUAAUGAGAGCGGAACUAGCCGAAAGAAAUUAUAGUGAGAAAUGGCUCUUCCCACCCCCUGCCAUCUUGAAACACCACUUCUAAAAUCCCGUCUCUCCAUCUCCCCUUCCCCAAACCCUAACCAUAACCCUAAGGCAACCUUCGUCUCUCUCUUGUCUUCGCCUCGUAGAGUGAAGUUCUCCAUAUCUCCGGGGUUCCGCGGCCCUUCUCCUCUGUUCCCCAUCCGAUGCUCUAGCGGCGGCAAUGAGGACUACGAGCACGCGCGGGUGGUCCACCCGAGGCCCCAAGAGAUCCCCUGGAGCAAGGAGCUCGCCAAUUCCGUCCGUCUGAUCGGAAUCGUAGGGGCGCCCAUCCAAAUCAAGCAUCUCAGCAGCGGAAAGGUCGUUGCUUGGACCCGCCUCGGCGUCAAGAAAUCCCCCUCGGAGACCAGCUGGAUCAAUCUAACAUUCUGGGAUGAGCUGGCUCAUGUAGCCUUUCAGCAUGUGGAGAAGGGUCACCAGGUGUAUGUUUCUGGACGGCUUGUGUCAGAUGUCGUCGAAAGAGACGAUGAGAAUCAGCAGGUUUAUUACAAGGUGGUGGUUCAGCAGAUGAAUUUUAUUGAGAGAAACUUCCCGCCAGUAUUGUUGUAUGAACCUCAGGCAAACUCGGGGGUCUCAGGGGCAAAGCUUGGGAAUUAUGCGAGUUAUUCUUCUGCUUCAAUUGAAGAGCUAUGGCAAGCAUUCUUUGUUAAUCCAAUGGAUUGGUGGGAUAACAGGAAAAAUAAGAAAAGCCCUAAAUAUCCAGAUUUCAAGCACAAGCACACUGGCGAGGCUCUGUGGAUUGAAGCAAAGUACAACCCACCUUGGGUGAAGUCUCAGUUGGCUAUUUUGGACUCAAGAAAGAGCUCUCUCCAAGAUAAUGGGACAAGCUCUACUAUUUCUGUCAUGUACAGUGAUGAUUUGGCACCAUUUUAGUUGUGCUUGGUUUACAUUGGGGAUCCUGAUAGCUAUAUGCCAAAUGACAAUUUUGUAUGAUCAAUGUCUGCUUGGCAAGUUAUGCUCAGAGAUAUACCUUAAACCAGCCUAUUGGCUGUAGGUUACUUGGUGAAUUUUUUCCUUUGCCAGAGAUGGUCCAAGAGUCUCUGUCACUUGGUAACUCGGUCGUCAAUGUUUAUUUAUGUAUUAACUACAUUGUUCAUGUUUCAAAUGGGGGUCUAUCUUCCAAGUAAUCCUUGUAGUCUUAAAUAUGAUGGGGAUCAUCAGUUACUUGGUUAUCGGCAGAAAAGCAUUGCUGUUGUACCUUCAAGGAGCAUUAAAUUCUGCAUUUGAAAGAAACCGAGGGACUUUAUGUCAAUUCAUUUCACGAUGAGGUAAUUCUGUGACCAUUUCUUAAGGUUUAUGGUGAUAGUCUUGUGAAAAUCAUGAGAUCCCAGUAAUAGAGGUGGAAACGUUUACAGAAGAAAGACUUCCUGGAUAAGUGACUAGUGGGCAUAAGGUUAGUGCAUCAUUGUCACCUCAAAUUGGAUUUCCUUUUUUUUAGUCUCCCAUCUGGUUUUCUAUGGCUAUUUGAUUUUGGAGGUUAAUUAUGUAUACCAUAUAUUCUUCUAUCUAGGAAGAUCUAUUGCACUCAUUAUGAUGCCUGCUGUCAUUACCAAUGCGUAAAUAGCCUGGACUCAUCUGGUUCUCCAAUACUCUUGACCCCAAGCAUACUUAUGAAAUGUGGAAUGGGAUAUAGCUUGGGAGUUUCUAGUUCUGGCACAGCAGUUUCUGGGAGUUUGGGACAAGAUCAGAGAGCUCACUGAAAGCGAAGCAGAGGAAUAAGAAAGAUGGAAGGCUGCGGUAACGUGUUACAUGGUUAUUGAUUGGGAGUCUCUAUGAGUUUUAUUUUCACCAGUCUGGAGUCAUCCAAUGAGAGGAAAAAUCUACAGUGCAUCACGCACGGAUAUGAGCUCAGGAGCUGCAGUUUCUUUUGAGGUUCUAAUUUGCUACAUAAUGUGGAUUGAGGUUUUCUUUCUUCUUUUUUUUGUCUUUUAGUUCCUUUUAUCUGCAUUGUACAUUAACAUUUUCUUAAAGUUGUCGGUAGAUCAGCAGCUA